Molecule: messenger RNA, 3437 nt
Organism: Python bivittatus (Burmese python)
Lineage: Eukaryota; Metazoa; Chordata; Lepidosauria; Squamata; Pythonidae
Source: RefSeq, a predicted model, not a curated record
AUGGCGAAGGUCAGCUGGGGGCGGUGGAGUGCAGCAGAACAGUGCCCUGGUGCUUGCAAUGUGCUGAUUGUAUAUGGAAAAGAUGCUGAUGAAUGGUGUCAGUAUCUUCAGAGCCUCUUGCAUUCAUGCCAAGAAAUUCAGAGCUAUCAAGUGGAGAGUGCGACUGCUAUUUCCACUGAGGAACUGGAUCUCUUCAAGAACAGCAAGUGUAUAAUUAUUCUACUGUCAUCUGAAUUGGUACAGAGCUUCUGUAUUCCUGCUGUACUUCAGAGUCUGCAAAAUGUUCUACAACCACCACCUAAAGUGGUGAAGUUUUUCUGUGGUGUUUCAGAAUGUGAGAAUUACCAUGAGUUUUUCAAAGACUGGUCUCAGUGGAAACAGCUUACCUAUGAUGAUGAACCAGAGACCUAUGUUGAUGCAGUCAUGAAAGUUAUUUCAGAAGCAGAUUCUAGUUGUGAUUCAGUGGCUGAUGCAAAGAUGGAGGAUGCCGGGAAUCUAGAGGAGUCAUGCAGUUUUCCAAGGUGUCAGGCGUAUCAACCCUUGGUGACCAAACUAGAAAAUCUUGUUGCAGUGCAGCCUGAUCGUAUACGCUGUGGGGUGCAGACAACCAUUUUUAUAAUUCUAAAAUGCAAAUUGGAUAGCCAAAUAAAAAUGGAAGUGGAAUUUUCUUCUAAGAGCUGUCAGCCUCUGCGACUACCAGCAAGUAUUGAGAAUGAGUAUACAGUCUCCGUUUACACACCUGACUUAUCACCUGGAACUGUAUAUCUGAGACUGUUUUCUGGAAAUUUAAUGAUAGCUGAAGCAAACAUUAAUUAUUACACUGAUAUGGAAGAAAUUAGCAACUUGCUGUCUACUGCAGCAAAUCCAGUGGAAUUCAUGUGUCAGGCAUUUAAAAUUGUACCUUACAACACAGAGGCUCUGGACAAAAUCCUCACAGAUUCACUGAAAAAUAACCUUCCUGCCAGUGGUUUUCACCUCUUAGGAAUCAACCAAUUGGAGGAAGACAAUAUUACUAGUCAAAGGGAUGGAGAGCUGCCAACUCUGUUGCACUUUGCUGCAAAAUAUGGGCUAAAGAAUCUCACAGCCCUGUUGCUUACAUGCCCAGGAGCUCUGCAGGCUUAUAGUGUUGCCAACAAGUAUGGUCACUAUCCUAACAACAUUGCAGAAAAGCAUGGCUUCAAAGAUCUCCGCCAGUUCAUUGAUGAAUAUGUGGAGACAGCAGACAUGCUGAAAACUCACAUAAAAGAGGAGUUGAUGCAGGGGGAGGAAGAUGGCUCUGUUUAUGAGUCCAUGGCUCAUGUCUCUGCUGACCUGCUGAUGAAAUGUUCUCUGAACCCCAGCUGUGAUGAAGAACUCUAUGAAUCCAUGGCUGGUUUGAUCCCUAGCUCUAGAGAGGACUUAUAUGUAGAAAUGCUUCAGUCAAAUGCUAGUAACUCCUUUUCACGGACUACCAAGGACUAUAUGAUGCGCAGAUUCUUAGAAGGUGUUAGCUUGGAGGUACCAGAACGGAAAGAAAGUAUAUAUCAUCGAAGUGAAGACGAAGAUGUCUAUCAUACUGUGGAACAAGACAGCUUUCCCCAGGAAAUGGUCAACAGGCCACCUAUUCCUGUUCCAAGACCUGAUCCCUCCUCCAUAUCACAGGACAAAGAACCAUACAUUUAUAAAGUAUUUGCAGGAAAAGAUCAAGAGAAAUCUGGGAAUCUUUAUGUUUCUACAGCAAAUACUGGCAAAGAUUCAGUUUCAAACCAGCUUCAACAUAAUAUAUAUGACCCAUUUGCUGGGAUGAAAACUCCAGGUCAGAGGCAGCUGAUUACUUUACAAGAGCAAGUGAAGCUGGGGAUGCUCACUGUAGAUGAAGCUGUCCUGUGUUUCAAAGAGUGGCAGUUAAAUCAAAAGAAGAGAGCAGAAUCAUUUCGCUAUCAACAGGAAAAUCUAAAAAGGUUACGUGAUAGCAUCACUCGACGACAGCUUGAAAAGGAAAAGACUGGGAAGCGUGCAGAUUUGGAAAUCACUGUGCCAGUUGGACAUCCUCAGAUUACGUCAAAGAAACCAGAGUUUAGCAUUUAUGAAUAUAGUCCAAGGAAAAGUAUUUUCCCACCAAAUAAAGAGAUAAAGCGAGGGGACUGGAAAACAGAAAGCGCAUCAAGCACUGCAAGCAGUUCAAGUAACCGAUCUAGUACAAGAAGUCUACUGAGUGUCAGCAGUGGGAUGGAUGGUGACAAUGAGGAUAAUGAGAUACCUGACAUGAAGAGAAAUGUCUGCUCUGGAAGCCCGCAGGUAGACAAGCCACUUUCCAUUUCAUCUGGAAGGCCUCCAAGAAUACCUCCUCGAGUUGCUAGCAGGCUGUUGAGCUUUGACAACUUCCACCCACCACCUGUGCCCCCAAGAGGUCGUGAUAAGUUACACUAAAUCUUUUGGAUAUUAAAAAUUGAAAUGUGAGAAAGCAGAGCUUUUAUUCUUCAGAAUGACUUUUGAGUGGUUAUGCUAUAACUCCAAUCAGCAUAAUUUCACUUCUUCUGUCAGUCUCAAAUGAAUAAUUUUGGUAGAGUUUACUCUAAAAACUGAGUCACAGUUGAAUGAACAAAAAGAGUUUAGAACAAAUGAACUGUUAGAUCAUGAAAAAAAUGGCAUGUUGAACUUACUGGAAUUCUUGGAUGUAUCGGUUCUAAUUACAUCAGACCAAAGGUGUCUUGGUCAUUGUCUCACUCAUUCCUCAACUUCAGAAUGGAGAAGCUACAGCAGAUUUUUUUGUCUAUCUACAAAUAUCUGAAAAUAGAUUUACUCUGAUACAGGUAACUGUACUGGGGAUUUCACAAUAUAGUGACAACUAGAGUGUCUUGUAUUAAGCAAUGCAAUUCAUUUGAAAUUUGUUGAGUUUCUUAGCGAUUUUAUGAUAAUUUUGUAUUCAGACUUGUCAAAUUGAUGCCUCUGGUUUCUUUUCUGGUAAUACAAUACUGAAAAAUUGAAGAGGAUUUCUCAUUUCAGGUCUCCGUUGUCACCUAUAUGAGUCUUGAAUCUGUAUUAUUUCUGUGAGAAUUUGCCAAGAAGUACUUAGCAAAUCAUGAAUGUAAAGAAACUCAGUUCUUAUUUCUGAACCUUAAUAAAUUUGUGCACAAAUUUCAACAGAUAGGGAUCAUGUCGUUAGCGGAAGAAGAGACUCCUGCAGCAAAUCUCCUCCUGUUCCCAUUGUAGACAGACACUAUCCAAAAAGAUGACCAACCCUAUUCUUUUAUAAGUUUUAGAACAUAGAAUAUUGGCUUGGUGAGAAAGUAUAACAACCCAGAAUGAGGUGGAGAGGACUGCACCUGUAACCCUGCAAAGCAGGACAGCUGUCUGAUCCCAUUUGCAUUGAGUUUCAAGAUAUAUACAGGUGGUCCUUGGUUAACAAUGGCAAUUGGGACUGGAAUUUCCAUUGCUAAGUGACAUAGUCAUAAAGC